AUGAACAUUCGAUUUGGGGAAUCCGUACAUUCUCCGGAGCUGGAUAGACUUCGUGAUAUAUGUGGCACUGUGACAGACAGUCUGCCGGAUGAAUUCCCAUCAACUUCGAGACCUCGCCAUGAGUCUCUUCCCUCUGUAGCUGUUGAGCCAAUAGAGCCGUAUGCCACGAAUGGGGAAUCUAUGUUUCACUUGUCGGAGGAUGAUGUUGCUCUUUUCACUUCGGGCUACGAGAGCAGUCAUCGGUCAUUUCUUGAGCGUGGUUAUGCCGCUAGGCGGAUUGCAGGUGCUUCGAAGUUGCGGAUGGCAGUUUCCCUAAAUAGUAUCCAUAUGGUGGAACUUCUCCUGAUGAAAGGAGUCAAUCCAAAUAAUCAGGAUGAUAAGGGACGAUCUCCAUUACAUUUGGCUGCUGCGCGAGGUUUCGGAGAAGUUGUGGAGCUUUUAUUGAGAAAUGGAGCCGAUCCCAAUAUUGAAGAUUGUCGAGGAAACAUUCCGCUUCAUCUAGCCGUUUGCAACAGUUCAAUACGGGCUGUGACUGCUUUGUGUGUUGCUGGGUCAGAUGUUUUGCAUCGAGGUAAAGAUGGCACAACCCCCAUUGAAUUGAGCUUAUCACGAUUACAAGCUGUGCGAAAGAGUGCGACGGUAUCCGAGGCGCGAAAGGUUGCAUACGAGCAGAGUGGACUGAAGCACUUCUCCGCUGCGCCAAAACCCAUGGAAAAAGUGAAAAAUGAUCUUGAGGCCGUGUUAGGAAACCUGAGCCUUUCAGAUUCGGUCGAGGAUGGAUUCGAAUCCCAACUGGAUGGAUUGCUAACUGCACUUUCAGGAUUAUCAGUUGAUCCCGGUGAAAGCCAGUCCGUCACGUCUCAAAAUUCUGGUGAGGCUGGUGAUAUUGAAGGUGCGAUGCAAAUGGCUGAGUGA
Molecule: messenger RNA, 915 nt
Organism: Notodromas monacha
Lineage: Eukaryota; Metazoa; Arthropoda; Ostracoda; Podocopida; Cyprididae
Source: the annotation of a GenBank genome assembly